AGAUUCACCCCGCAGGGCUAAGCAGCGGAGCUGGCAGCAAGCGGUCCUUGCACCGGCCACGGGCAAGCGCCCCCCGUGGGCGGAAAGCUGAGCAGCUGGAUGAACUCCAAAGUAUGGAAACUAAUUCUCACUUGUGUCAUUUGAGAACGGGGAAGAUUAGUUUCCUUCCAGACAGAACAGUGUGGAAGUGUAUUUCUUGAAGUUGAAAAGAGCUGGCCUAGAAUAGAACUCUUGGACUCCAGCUACCAUCCUGCUUCAACUUCCUGAGUAACUGGGAUUACAGCCCCACCUCACAGCAUGGAACCACAGGUUACUCUAAAUGUGACUUUUAAAAAUGAAACUCAAAGCUUCCUGGUGUCGGAUCCAGAAAAUACAACUUGGGCUGAUGUUGAAGCUAUGGUAAAAGUUUCAUUUGAUCUGAAUACUAUUCAAAUAAAAUACCUGGAUGAGGAAAAUGAGGAGGUAUCCAUCAAUAGUCAAGAAGAAUAUGAAGAAGCACUUAAGAUGGCUAACAUUAAGCAAGGAAACCAACUACAGAUGCAAGUCCACGAAGGGUACCAUGUGGUAGAUGAAGCAGUUCCCCAAAUUGUAGUAGAAACACAAGAAGCUGCCAGGACAGGGAAGAAGCCCCUUGCACAUUAUUCUUCACUGGUGAGAGUCCUGGGAUCGGAUCUGAAGACCACAGAGGAGCCUGCAGCACAGCCAUGGCCACUUGCUCCUUGUGACACAGACCAGCCUCAAGACAAGCCCCCAGACUGGUUCACGAGCUACCUGGAGACAUUCAGAGAACAAGUGGUUAAGGAAACAGUUGAGAAGCUUGAACAGAAGUUGCAGGAGAAGCUUGUCCUCCAGAGGCCAUGCUUGGGUUCCUCACCCUCCGAAGUCUCAAUGCAGGAAACCCUGUUUUUACGAGAGAACCAAUUCAGCUGGCAUAUUGCUUGCAGCCACUGCCAAAAAAGGAUCAUUGGUGUGCGUUACCAAUGUAGCCUGUGCCCAUCCUACAACAUUUGUGAAGAUUGUGAAGCUGGACCAUAUGCCCAUGACAAUAACCAUGUCCUGCUAAAAUUGCGGAGACCUGUUUUGACUUCCUCCGAGCCAUUUUCCCACUUAAAAUAUCCUACUCCUCGUUUUCCUGCUGCUCUUGAACAAGUCAGGCUCCAGAAACAGGUGGAUAAGAACUUUGUGAAAGCAGAAAAGCAAAGGUUGCGUGCUGAGAAGAAACAGCGGAAAGAAGAGGUCAAGGAGCUUAAAAAGCAGCUUAAACUCCACAGGAAGAUUCAUUUGUGGAAUUCGAUCCAUGGACUCCAGAGUCCCAGGUCCCCUUUGGGCCGACCUGACAGCUUCCUGCAGUCUAACACCCUGAUGCUUCCUUUGCAGCCCUGUGCCCCAGUUAUGCCAGUGCUUAGUGCAGCAUUUGUGGAUGAGAAUUUGCCUGAUGGGACUCAUCUUCAGCCAGGAACCAAGUUCAUCAAACACUGGAGGAUGAAAAACACAGGAAAUGUGAAGUGGAGUACAGACACAAAGCUCAAGUUCAUGUGGGGAAACUUGACAUUGGCUUCUACAGAACGGAAGGAUGUUUUGGUUCCCUGCUUGAAAGCUGGCCAUGUGGGGGUUGUGUCUGUGGAGUUCAUCGCUCCAACCUUAGAGGGAACAUACACUUCACAUUGGCGUCUUUCCCACAAAGGCCAGCAGUUUGGACCUCGGGUCUGGUGCAGUAUCAUAGUGGAUCCUUUUCCCUCCUCGGAGAGCCCUGAUAACAUUGAAAAGGGCCUGAUGAGCUCAAGCAAAGCUGAUGACUUCACCUGUGAGCAAGAGGAAGCUUUCCUUCUAGCAGAAGAAGAGAUUCCAUUGGAUGAAGUGACAAAACAGACUGAAGGAACAGGAACCAGCAUCCCACAGAAGACACAGAAUGUUCCCAAUGAGAGAGAACUGUACAUUCCAUCUGUGGACCUUCUGACUGCCCAGGACCUGUUGUCCUUUGAGCUGCUGGAUAUAAACAUUGUCCAGGAAUUGGAGAGAGUGCCCCACAACACCCCUGUUGAUAUGACUCCCUGCAUGUCUCCUCUGCCACAUGACAAUCCUUUAAUAGAGAAGCCAGGCUUGGGGCAGAUACAGGAAGAGAGUGAAGGGGCGGGAUUUAAAGCACUUCCUGAUUCCACCGUACCAACAAAGAGGAAGGCUGAGGCCACUGCUUCAGUGGAAGAAACGGAGGAAGAUCUGAGUGGGACCCAGUUUGUAUGUGAGACUGUAAUCCGAUCCCUUACCUUGGAUGCUGCUCCAGACCACAACCCACCCUGUAGACAGAGGUCCCCACAGAGGGAAUUGCAGCUGCAGUCCACAGAGGAGCAGCCGCCAGUUGCACUGCCUGAAUUCUGCAGAAAAGAUUCUUCCUUGAAAUUUGCCUUGCCUGAAGAAGGACCACUUGGAGAUGAAAGGGAAGAGAUUGUCCACAUUGCUGAGGAAGAGGAACUCCAAGAUGAAGUUCAGAGUCAGUCUUCUGCUUCCUCUGAAGAUUAUAUCAUCAUCCUGCCUGAGUGCUUUGAUACCAGCCGCCCCCUGGGGGACUCCAUGUAUAGCUCUGCACUCUCACAGCCAGGCCUGGAGCGAGGGGCUGAAGGCGAAUCUGGGAUCGAGGCUGGGCAGGAGCCAACGGAGCCUGAAGAGAGACUCCCUGAAGGGGAGAGCCAGCCACAGGAACAGAGCAUCAGUGACAUCCUUACAACCUCACAAACUCUGGACACAGUGCCCCUAGUCCCCGAGGUGGUGGGACUUCCACCACCACUGUCCAGGAGCUCCCUCUGUGUACAGCACGGGUCCCCAGGAGUGGAUUCACCAGUUACCACCCGAGACUUUCUUUCAGUCCCUGAUCAAAUCAGAGGAGAACCCAGAGGCUCAUCAGGACUUGUAAACAGCAGACAGAGGAGCUGUGACCACUCAAGGCACCACAAUGGGAGCAGCAUUGCUGGAGGACUGGUGAAGGGGGCUUUGUCUGUUGCUGCCUCUGCGUACAAGGCCCUAUUUUCUGGGCCACCAGUCACUGCACAGCCCAUUGUUUCUGAAGAUCAGACAGCAGCCCUGAUGGCCCAUCUCUUUGAAAUGGGAUUCUGCGACAGGCAGCUGAACCUCAGGCUGCUGAGAAAACACAAUUACAAUAUCCUGCAGGCUGUGACAGAACUCCUUCACAUCAACAACAACGACUGGUACAGCCACCGCUACUGAGGACUGACCUUGUAUUAAAUAACUGCCUGCUGCUCAGAGAUGAUCUCUAUUCUGUCAUUGAGGUGUGGGUAGAAGCCCUCACUUGUUUUUUAAUCUGAUGAAUCUAUAUCGAACGUCACUGAAUUGUCAAAACAGUAUCUGUUACAGUAUUUUUGGAGCAAAUCAAAGACCAGAACUUAAAUUCUCAUUUUUGAAAUGGGAUGAGUGGUAGGAAGACAGUUCUCAGCUGAUGUGGACAGAACUCCCUGCACUGCAGUGUGUGGAGGUCCUGGAGACUGCUUUCCUUUUGCUUGUACUGAAGUUGAGUCUUUUCCUUUGUUCAUGUGGUUGUUUUUAAUGGGCUGUUAAAUAUUAGAUUGUUUUUUGUUUAUUAACCUUGAACAUUUUCAAGACUUAUUCUUCUAAUUUCUGUAACCAACUCCAAGCUUCAUAGCUACAUGACCUUAAAGGACAGCAGAUCAAGAAAGCCAUUUCCCUGUAAGACUUAGUAAAUGAGUAACUCUCUGCUUUCAGAAGAGUUGAGGGUCCACCUGGCAGGUGCCUCGAGGGACAAAAGGGCAGGGCAUUGGAGUUAGCCCACCAGCACCCAUUGAGCAGUGUUUGUGGAAGUUUUACUUAGAAAAAAUCCUAAGUAGUGUGAACUAUUUCACUAAUCUCAUAGAGAAGGGGAAAACUCGCCUGUUACAUAAAGGGAAGAUAAAUUUAAGUCAUCUUUUGUGACUGUCAGAUAUGUGCAAAUAUUCAUCUUGGUAAGGUUGGGGUGUAACGAGGGGGACAAGAAAAUGCUGGUGACAUCUAAAUGUUAGUAAUCCUCUUCUGAGGUGUCCUGCCCUAGAGUUGAGAACAGGAAGUAGUGGGUGGGGGCUAACCCGCCAAAAGGUUAGUUUAACUCUUGGAUAAAUGGGAAGAAGCUUGCUUCUAGAAUUCUAAGUCUCAUUUAGUUUAUCAAAUGGAACUAUGGGUACGGGUGGUGAAAGAAGAGGUAACAAAACACUAAAGAAUUUUGCUCAUGAUAAAAGAGUUUCAAAGAAGGAAUCUGGACCCUAGCUCAAAGGGUAAAGAUAGUUUAAAAGGUAUUAUUUAACUUCGCUGGUAUUUAUAAUAAGUGGCGAUUUUAAUUACUCAUAAUCUGUUUAUUUACAGUCUAAUUCUUGAAUGCUUCUAAAUAAAUCACAAUUCAAACUGCAAGCCGACCAGGCUGUUUAUUAUUUAAAACUUUUUCGUGGGGUUUGGGGUAGAAGCAGAGCCUCAUGGUGUGGGUAAUGAGGUGGAUUUGGAGUCGGACCUGCUUUGACCAUCUGGAACCAGUCGUUCGUUCCAUUGUACUUGUAAAUAGCCACUUAAAGAAUUGGGAAUAAAUGUUCUUUGAAACGCUUA
This is a messenger RNA of Mesocricetus auratus (golden hamster), 4596 nucleotides long. It is a transcript of the gene Nbr1, whose product is annotated as NBR1 autophagy cargo receptor. The record is from RefSeq and is a predicted model, not a curated record. NCBI's taxonomy places the organism in Eukaryota, Metazoa, Chordata, Mammalia, Rodentia, Cricetidae. Bases 298 to 3219 code for a protein of 973 amino acids. The transcript is spliced from 24 exons. Gene Ontology annotation, cellular component: phagophore assembly site. Gene Ontology annotation, molecular function: ubiquitin binding; zinc ion binding. Gene Ontology annotation, biological process: macroautophagy.